Molecule: messenger RNA, 480 nt
Organism: Kalmanozyma brasiliensis GHG001
Lineage: Eukaryota; Fungi; Basidiomycota; Ustilaginomycetes; Ustilaginales
Exons: 1
Coding region: 1-480 (159 amino acids)
Source: RefSeq, a predicted model, not a curated record
AUGGCGAGCAACGCUAAGGCUGGCAAGAAAGGCGCCGAUGUCUCUGUUCCCGGCGAUCUUUUCGAGCGUCACUUCGCCAACCGUGCCGUCACGAACGACUUGAGGGUCGCAACGAAAGCUCAGCAUGAGAUCUACAAGAGCGAGAAGGCUGAUCUGGAGUCUGGGAACGGAUGGGGACCGCCCGAAUGCUACAAGGCUUACGGUAUCUCUCCACCCAAGAUCCCGAACGAAGAUCUCGACACAACUGUCAAGACCUUGCUCCACGAGCUGAUGGCAAACAUCUGUGAAAGCACGGACAAUUUCGGAGCUGACAAGGACAAGGUGAACCAGGCUUGCCGUCUGUUCUGCGACCGCAUGUUCCGCGUUGCAGGUUUUCCGCAGACGGUGCAUCACGUUGUGGUUCAGGAGGAGAACCGGAUCUAUGCGAAGGAACUCCGUGAUUGGGGUGUGGAGAGCGCCAUGUAUGCCAAUUGGAAGUAG